Messenger RNA from Anguilla rostrata (American eel), 2937 nucleotides. Its product is annotated as elongation factor 2b-like. Lineage: Eukaryota; Metazoa; Chordata; Actinopteri; Anguilliformes; Anguillidae. Bases 162 to 2738 code for a protein of 858 amino acids. The transcript is spliced from 13 exons. The record is from RefSeq and is a predicted model, not a curated record. Gene Ontology annotation, cellular component: cytosol; ribonucleoprotein complex. Gene Ontology annotation, molecular function: GTPase activity; translation elongation factor activity; ribosome binding. Gene Ontology annotation, biological process: translational elongation.
ACACGAGCGCUGCUGGAGACGUAGAGGACACAUGCCCCGCUGUUCUUUAUAAAACCGUGCUGUCUCUCUCCUCUGCCUAUACCCAGCGGUGGCAGGCAGUGUAUUGAACUUAGUCGUGUGCCUUUUCUUCAUCAAAAGCAAAUUCGCUUGCAUCUAACAAAAUGGUGAACUUUACCGUAGACCAGAUCCGUGGCAUCAUGGACAAGAAGUCCAAUAUCCGGAACAUGUCCGUGAUCGCGCACGUGGACCAUGGCAAGUCCACCCUGACGGACUCUCUGGUGUCCAUGGCCGGUAUCAUCGCCUCAUCGCGCGCCGGGGAGACCCGCUUCACCGACACGCGCAAAGACGAACAGGAGCGCUGCAUCACCAUCAAAUCAACGGCGAUCUCCAUGUACUACGAGCUGAGUGAGAGCGACCUGACCUUCAUCAAGCAGUGCAAAGACGGCCCCGGCUUCCUCAUCAACCUCAUCGACUCUCCCGGGCACGUCGACUUCUCCUCCGAGGUCACGGCCGCGCUGCGCGUCACCGACGGCGCCAUGGUGGUCGUGGACUGCGUCUCCGGCGUGUGCGUGCAGACGGAGACCGUGCUGAGGCAGGCCAUCGCCGAGCGGAUCAAGCCCGUCCUGAUGAUGAACAAGAUGGACCGCGCCCUGCUGGAGCUGCAGCUGGAGCCCGAGGAGCUCUUCCAGACCUUCCAGCGCAUCGUGGAGAACAUCAACGUCAUCAUCUCCACCUACGGGGAGGACGAGGCCGGGCCCAUGGGCAGCAUCAUGGUGGACCCCGUCAUCGGGACGGUGGGGUUCGGCUCAGGGCUCCACGGCUGGGCCUUCACGCUGAAGCAGUUCGCCGAGAUGUACGUGAGCAGGUUCACCACCAAGGGCGACGCCCACCCGGGGCCUGCGGAACACUGCAAGAAGGUGGAGGACAUGAUGAAGAAGCUCUGGGGAGACAGGUUUUUUGAUCCGGCUGCUGGAAAGUUUAGCAAGUCGGCCACUGGCCCUGAUGGGAAAAGGCUUCCCCGCACAUUCGUCCAGCUCGUCCUGGACCCCAUCUUCAAAGUGUUCGACGCCAUCAUGAACUUCAGGAAGGAGGAGACGGCCAAGCUGAUCGAGAAGCUGGACGUCAAGCUGGACGCCGAGGACAAGGACAAGGAGGGCAAGCCCCUGCUGAAGGCCGUGAUGCGUCGCUGGCUGCCCGCCGGCGAGGCCCUGCUCCAGAUGAUCACCAUCCACCUGCCGUCGCCCGUCACCGCGCAGAAGUACCGCUGCGAGCUGCUGUACGAGGGGCCCGGCGACGACGAGGCCGCCAUGGGGAUUAAGAACUGCGACCCCGAAGCCCCGCUGAUGAUGUACAUCUCCAAGAUGGUGCCCAGCACCGACAAGGGCCGCUUCUACGCCUUCGGCCGCGUCUUCUCCGGCCGCGUGUCCACCGGCCAGAAGGUGCGCAUCAUGGGGCCCAACUUCACCCCCGGCAAGAAGGAGGACCUCUACGUGAAACCCAUCCAGAGGACCAUCCUGAUGAUGGGGCGCUACGUGGAGCCCAUCGAGGACGUGCCCUGCGGCAACAUCGUGGGCCUGGUGGGCGUGGACCAGUACCUGGUGAAGACGGGCACCAUCACCACCUACGAGCAGGCCCACAACAUGAGGGUGAUGAAGUUCAGCGUCAGCCCCGUGGUGAGGGUGGCCGUGGAGGCCAAGAACCCCGCCGACCUGCCCAAGCUGGUGGAGGGGCUGAAGCGCCUGGCCAAGUCCGACCCCAUGGUGCAGUGCAUCAUCGAGGAGUCCGGCGAGCACAUCGUCGCCGGCGCCGGGGAGCUGCACCUGGAGAUCUGCCUCAAGGACCUGGAGGAGGACCACGCCUGCAUCCCGCUCAAGAAAUCGGACCCGGUGGUCUCCUACAGGGAGACGGUGAGCGAGGAGUCCAGCCAGGUGUGCCUGUCCAAGUCGCCCAACAAGCACAACCGGCUGUACAUGAGGGCGCGGCCCUUCCCCGAAGGCCUGGCCGAGGACAUCGAGAAGGGGGACGUGAGCGCCCGGCAGGAGCUGAAGGCCCGCGCCCGCUACCUCGCCGAAAAGUACGAGUGGGAGGCGACCGAGGCCCGCAAGAUCUGGUGCUUCGGGCCGGACGGGACGGGACCCAACCUCCUGAUGGACGUGACCAAGGGGGUGCAGUACCUGAACGAGAUCAAGGACAGCGUGGUGGCCGGGUUCCAGUGGGCUGUCAAGGAGGGGGCGCUCUGUGAGGAGAACAUGCGCGCCGUGCGCUUCGACGUCCACGACGUGACGCUGCACGCGGACGCCAUCCACCGCGGCGGCGGCCAGAUCAUCCCCACCGCCCGCCGCGUGCUGUACGCCUGCCAGCUCUCCGCCCAGCCCCGCCUGAUGGAGCCCAUCUACCUGGUGGAGAUACAGUGCCCGGAGCAGGUGGUGGGCGGGAUCUACGGCGUUCUGAACAGGAAGCGAGGUCACGUGUUCGAUGAGACGCAGGUGAUAGGCACGCCCAUGUUCAUCGUCAAGGCGUACCUCCCCGUCAGCGAGUCCUUCGGUUUCACAGCGGACCUGCGCUCAAACACCGGGGGGCAGGCCUUCCCCCAGUGCGUGUUCAACCAUUGGCAGAUCCUCCCGGGGGACCCCAGUGACCACGCCUCCAAACCCGCCCACGUCGUCGCGGAGACCAGGAAGCGAAAGGGACUGAAGGAGGGCAUCCCUGCCCUGGACAACUUCCUGGACAAACUGUAAAAACGUUACAUCACUUCCUGUCCCACUUCUGUUCUCUCUCUUUUUCGUCUAUAACCCCUUCACUCCACUGCCACAGUAUGGUUUGUAGUAUUUUUAAAAAUGCACAAACCAAAAUGGAAGGUCUGUCCAGUAACUGGACAAAAAAUAACAAAUGGUGUAUAAAACUAUAAAGGGUAAAUAAAGGACAAUAAAAUUGUUA